AGACUGACUCGACCAGACCAGCCACCCCACCAUCCGGAUCCCUCCCCCAUUCCCUUCCUCGUCUCGCCUCCUCGGGUGCCUUCCUUCCUCGUCGCCAACGUCGUCGAGAGCGAGGGGGAGAGAGAGAGAGAGGAAGAGACAAGGCGAAGCAGAGCGAUGGGCUUCAUCUCGUUCGUCGGGCGGGUGCUCUUCGCCUCCCUCUUCCUCCUCUCCGCCUACCAAGAGUCCAUUGAAUUCGGAGCUGAUGGUGGACCAGCAGCGAAGACCUUGAAGCCAAAAUUCAAUCUCUUUGUCAAGCAAGUGUCCAAGAAUACAGGGUUGGUGUUGCCACAUAUUGAUAUGAAAACUGUCAUUGCUGCUACCAUGUUUCUUAAAGGCUUUGGUGGUCUUCUGUUUAUCUUCAGCAGUUCAUUUGGAGCAUUCCUACUGCUUAUAUACUUGGCGUUUAUAACCCCUAUUGUGUACGAUUUCUACAAUUAUGAAAUGGAGACACCACAAUUUGCCCAGCUAUUUUUCAAGUUCUUACAGAACUUGGCACUUUUUGGUGCGCUGCUUUUCUUCCUGGGAAUGAAGAACUCUAUUCCAAGAAGGCGCUCCAAGGGGAGGACAACAAAGACCAAGACAAACUGAAGUCAGCAAUUGUAGGAGGGGAAGCUAUUAGCUCUUUGUGUUUGCAUACUAUACAGCAGUAGAUGUCCCACUUUUACUCUUGGCGCGCCCAUUGAACUUAGUAUAUAGGAUAUUUAAGUUCUUGCACAAUUCUAUUUUCGUGUUGUGUUUUUAUGUCAUGAUCCAUUUUGCUGCAAGAACUGCUUGUGUUAAUGAAAGAUCGAAAGAUUCGUCAUAA
This is a messenger RNA of Phragmites australis (common reed), 847 nucleotides long. RefSeq lists its product as uncharacterized. Lineage: Eukaryota; Viridiplantae; Streptophyta; Magnoliopsida; Poales; Poaceae. The transcript has 5 exons. Bases 157 to 630 code for a protein of 157 amino acids. The record is from RefSeq and is a predicted model, not a curated record.